GCUUCCUCCGGCCGGGCCCCGGAUGUGGCGAGCGGAACCGCGCCGUCUGGGCCCGGGCCCCAGCCCCAGCCCCAGCCCCAGCUAGACGAGGAAGAGUGCGACCCAGACCCGGGGAGAACGUUAAGUUGGAUAAAAAAGGAGGGUGAUCAUGCACCAUGGCAGUGGCCCUCAGAACGUCCAGCACCAGCUGCAGAGGUCCAGGGCCUUCGCCAGCAGCGAAGGAGAAGAGCAGCAGGCCCACCCGAACCCCCCGCCAUCCCCCGCCACACCCUUUGCACCAGCGGCGAGCCCAUCUGCACCCCAGUCCCCCGGUUACCAAGUUCAGCAGCUGAUGAAUCGGAGUCCCGUGGCUGGGCAGAACGUGAACAUCACCCUCCAGAAUGUGGGGCAAGUGGUGGGAGGAAACCCCCAGAUCACGCUGGCCCCCCUGCCACUGCCCAGCCCCACUUCUCCGGGAUUCCAGUUCAGUGCACAGCAGAGGCGGUUUGAACACGGGUCUCCGUCGUACAUCCAGGUCACCUCACCACUGUCCCAGCAGGUGCAGACUCAGAGCCCCACCCAGCCCAGCCCCGGGCCGGGGCCAGGCCUGCAGAGUGUGCGGGCGGGUGCCCCCGGCCCCGGCCUGGGCCUGUGCAGCAGCAGUCCCACCGGGGGCUUCGUGGACGCCAGCGUGCUGGUGAGGCAGAUCAGCCUGAGCCCGUCCAGCGGCAGCCACUUCGUGUUCCAGGAGGGCUCGGGCCUGGCGCAGAUGGCCCCGGGGGCCCAGGUUCAGCUGCAGCACGCGGGGGCGCCCAUCACAGUCCGAGAACGGAGACUGUCACAGCCUCACGCGCAGUCCGGGGGCACUGUCCACCACCUGGGACCUCAGAGCCCCGCGGCUGCGGGCGGGGCUGGCCUGCAGCCCCUGUCCAGCCCUGGCCACAUCACCACAACAAGCUUGCCGCCCCAGAUCAGCAGCAUCAUCCAGGGGCAGCUGAUCCAGCAGCAGCAGGUGCUGCAGGGGCCACCGCUGGCCAGACCUCUGCUCUCCGGGGUUGGGGUUGGGGUCGGGGGCACUUCGGCGUUUGGGAUGACAUCCCCACCGACCCCCACCAGCCCUUCCAGGACCGCAGUGCCCCCGGGCCUCUCCAGCCUUCCUCUCACAUCUGUGGGGAGCGCGGGGGUGAGAAAGGCUCCCAGGAAAUUAGAGGAGAUCCCUCCGGCCUCCCAGGAGCUGGCUCAGAUGAGGAAGCAGUGCCUGGACUAUCACUACAGGGAGAUGGAAACGCUGAAGGAGGCCUUCAAGGAGUACUUGAUCGAACUGUUCUUCUUGCAACACCUUCAAGGGAACAUGAUGGAUUUCUUAGCUUUUAAGAAGAAACAUUAUGCCCCGUUACAAGCUUAUCUUAGGCAAAAUGAUUUGGACCUUGAAGAAGAGGAGGAAGAGGAGGAGGAGGAGGAGGAAGAGAAGUCUGAAGUUAUCAACGACGAGGUAAAGGUUGUGACAGGAAAGGAUGGGCAGACUGGUACUCCUGUUGCUAUAGCAACCCAGCUUCCUCCAAAUGUUUCUGCUGCUUUUUCAUCCCAGCAGCAACCAUUUCAGCAGCAAGCCCUUGCAGGGACCCUGGUGGCAGGGACUGGAAGUGCGAUAGAAACGGACCCCUUUAAGAGACAGCAGGCGGGACCCCCAGCAGAGCAGUCUAAGAGACCUCGACUUGAAGUGGGUCACCAAGGGGUAGUUUUCCAGCACCCAGGGGUGAAUACAGGAGUUCCUCUCCAGCAGUUAAUGCCGACAGUUCAAGGAGGAAUGCCUCCCGCCCCGCAGGCCGCUCAGCUCGCCGGCCAGAAGCAGAGCCAGCAGCAGUAUGACCCCUCCACGGGGCCCCCAGUGCAGAACGCCGCCAGCCUGCACACGCCUCCGCCACAGCUGCCCACCAGGCUGCCCCCGGCCGGCCUCCCCGCUGCACCCCUGCCGCCGGCGCUGCAGUUCCCCCCGCAGCCGCAGAUGGCAGAGCCGCAGACCCAGCUCCCCGUCCUGGUGAAGACGCAGCCGCCAAACGCCCCCGUCCCCGCGCCCCCGCCCAGCCAGCUGCCCGUGGCUCCCCCGCAGCCCAUGCCGCCGGCCCUCCACGUCCCGAUGCCCGGGAAGGCGCAGAUGCAGGCCCCUCCACUCCCAUCCCAGCCGCAGACGGUGACGCCAACCAGACCACCUGUGGACCCUGCCCAGCCCUGCCCGCGGCCCCUGCCCUCCGCCACCUCCGCCUUGACCAUUGCCCCCACCGGUGGCUCAGGCCCGGGACCUUCGCCUGCACGGGCCUCCCCAGUGAAUAGACCCUCCUCGACAGCCAACAAGUCACUGUCUCCGGUCACCUCUCGCUCCCCGGGGGCAGCUGUGUCGGCGCCCCCAAAACCACAGAGCCCAGCUCAGAAUGCCGCCCCGCCCCAAGACAGUUCUCAGGAUAAGCUGGCAGAACAGAUAGCACUGGAAAACCAGACCCACCAGCGGAUAGCAGAUUUAAGGAAAGAAGGCCUGUGGUCCCUCAGACGGCUGCCCAAGCUGCAGGAGGCUCCGCGGCCCAAGUCGCACUGGGACUACCUGUUGGAGGAGAUGCAGUGGAUGGCCACAGACUUUGCCCAGGAGCGGAGGUGGAAGGUGGCCGCUGCCAAGAAGCUUGUCAGAACUGUAGCGCGUCAUCAUGAAGAAAAGAAACUUCGGGAGGAGAGGGGAAAGAGAGAAGAACAGAACCGGCUGAGACGAAUAGCUGCGUCCACUGCUAGAGAAAUAGAAUAUUUUUGGUCAAACAUUGAACAGGUUGUGGAAAUAAAACUACAAGUAGAGCUAGAAGAAAAAAGGAAAAAGGCUUUAAAUUUACAGAAAGUUUCCCGGAAAGGAAAAGAGUUGAGACGUAAGGGACUUGAUGUGUUACCGGAAAACUUCCUGGAUUCAGGAAUAUCUGGAAGAAAAAGAAAAGCGAGCACAUCUUUAACUGAUGACGAAGUGGAAGAUGAGGAGGAGACGAUUGAAGAGGAAGAAGCGAAUGAGGGGGCCGUGGAUCACCAGACAGAGCUGUCGAAUUUAGCCAAAGAAGCUGAAUUGCCCUUAAUAGAUUUGAUGAAGUUGUAUGAAGGUGCCUUUCUGCCGAAUUUCCAGUGGCCCCAACCUAAACCUGACAGUGAAGAGACAAGUGAAGAAGAAGACAUGGAAGACUGCUCAGGUGACCGGGAGAGCCGGAAGGAUGUGGUUCUCAUCGACUCGCUGUUCAUCAUGGACCAGUUUAAAGCCACAGAGAGAGUGAUUGUUGGGAAACCUCACACAAAGGACAUCGCGGAGGUGACCGCUGUGGCCGAAGCCAUCCUGCCCAAGGGCAGUGCUCGGAUCAGCACCUCGGUGAAGUUGAACGCCCCAGCUCUGCUGUACGGCGCCCUCAGAGAUUACCAGAAGAUCGGCCUGGACUGGCUGGCCAAGCUCUACCGGAAGAACCUCAAUGGCAUUUUGGCAGAUGAAGCUGGGCUGGGUAAAACGGUGCAGAUCAUUGCUUUUUUUGCCCACCUAGCAUGUAAUGAAGGCAACUGGGGCCCUCAUCUUGUCGUCGUGAGGAGCUGUAACGUACUCAAGUGGGAGCUCGAAUUGAAGCGCUGGUGUCCGGGGCUCAAAACGCUCUUGUAUGUUGGCAGCCAUAGAGAACUCAAGGCAAAGAGACAGGAGUGGACAGAGCCCAACAGCUUCAACAUCUGCAUCACGUCCUACAAGCAGUUCUUCAAAGGCUACACGUCUUUCACGCGGGUGCGCUGGAGGUGCCUGGUCGUCGAUGAGAUGCAGCGCGUGAAGGGCAUGACCGAGAGGCACUGGGAGGCCGUGUUCACGCUGCAGAGCCAGCAGCGUCUGCUUCUUAUCGAUGCCCCACUGCACAACACCUUCCUGGAGCUGUGGACCAUGGUGCACUUCCUCAUCCCGGGCAUCUCCAGGCCCUACCUGCACUUCCCCCUGAAAGCCCCCAGUGAAGAGAACCAGGACUACUACCACAAAGUGGUCAUUCGGCUGCACCGGGUGACACAGCCCUUUAUUCUGCGGAGAACUAAGAGAGAUGUGGAGAAGCAGCUGACGAAGAAAUACGAGCACGUCCUGAAGUGCCGCCUCUCCAGUCGACAGAAGGCCUUGUACGAGGAUGUCAUCCUCCAGCCGGGGAAAAGCCACACGCAAAGCUCACCAGUUUCUCUACAAACCCAUCCUCGGCGGCGGAAGCAGGCUCAGCAUUCUAGAACAAGUUCCCAUGUUUCUGUGCAGGACCCAGGAAGCGCUGAAGAGCGGUCACUUCGUGGACGUGCUAAGCAUCCUCCUGCAGCUGCAGCGGAUCUGCAACCACCCCGGGCUGGUGGCGCCCCGGCUCCCAGAGUCGUCCUACACGGCGGGGCCUCUGCAGUACCGCUCAGCCUCGCUCAUCCUGAAGGCGCUCGACCGAGACUUCUGGAAGAAAAUAAAAUGACUCGCCACGAGGCAGAGCUGCUGGGUAAGAAGAAGGUGACGCGGAGACUCUUCGAGGAGCUGUUCACCGCACCACCGCCAUCGGGCAGGCCAGCGGCCAUCAGACUGAAGCCCAGCAGGUUGUUUCAGCCCGUGCAGUAUGGCCAGAAGCCUGAGGGCCGCACUGUGGCUUUCCCCAGCACACACCUGCCCCGGACGGCAGCCUCCGCCACAGCUGCUGCCACUCCACAGGGCCAUGUUCGAGGACGGCCGCCCAUUGCCACAUUCUCUGCAAAUCCGGAUGCAAAAGUGGCAGCAGCCCCGUUUCAGACCUCUCAGGCCUCCACCGGUGCUCCGAGACACCAGCCCGCCUCGACCUUCAGCACAGCACCUAGCCCAGCCCAUCCUGCGAAACUGCGGGCUCAGACCACUGCCCCGGCCUCCGCCCCGGGCCCGCCCCAGCCCCAGCCCCAGGCCCCCUCGCACCCGGCCGGGCAGAGCGCGCUGCCUCAGGGGCUGGUGCUCACCUCGCAGGCCCAGGCGCGCCUGCCUAGUGGAGAGGUGGUCAAAAUAGCGCAGCUGGCUUCCCUUGCCGGCCCACCGAGCCGAGUCGCCCAGCCAGAGACCCCCGUGACACUGCAGUUCCAGGGCAACAAGUUCACUUUGUCGCAUAGCCAGCUACGGCAGCUUACGGCUGGCCAGCCCCUGCAGCUCCAAGGCAGCGUCCUCCAGAUCGUGUCCGCGCCUGGACAGUCCUACCUGCGACCUCCAGGCCCCGUGGUGAUGCAGACCGUGUCUCAGGCGGGCGCCCUGAAUGCUCUGGGAAGCAAGCCCCCAGCUGGUGGCCUAAGCCCCGCACCCGUGACCCCGCCAGUGGGUGUGCCUGGCCGAGUGGCAGUCAGUCCCCUGGCCUCAGGGGAAGCUGGAAUGGCCUCCAAGCCAGCCUCUCCCGUCGCGGGACCGACCCAGGAGGAAAAGACCAGACUUUUGAAAGAGCGGCUGGACCAGAUUUAUUUUGUCAACGAACGGCGCUGCUCCCGCGCCCCUGUCUAUGGCAGAGACCUGUUAGGGGUUUGUUCCCUGCCCGGCAGGGAGCAGAUGCCUUGGCUUGGGGCUCCUGACGGUGGUCACAGGAGGGGGGCUGGGCCCGCGAGCCAGUACACAUCACCCUCGAAAAGUCACAGUGACCUGAUUUUGACGCUGACUGAACGUCAAGAAUCCCUCCAGGAUGUCAUCGACAGAGUGGUGUGUGUGAUCCCGCCAGUGGUGGCUGCACCCCCAUGCUUGUGGGUGGCGAGGCCGCCCUCCCUCUACAGCCACAAGAUGAGGCUCUUCAGGCACUGCCUGCGGGAGCACACGGCGCCAUACACCCAGCAGCUGCAGCGGAUGACAGCUCUGCGCUCACUGCGGUUUCCCGAGCUGAGACUGGUCCAGUUUGACUCAGGAAAGCUGGAAGCGUUAGCUAUCCUACUUCAGAAGUUGAAAUCUGAAGGACGUCGGGUGCUGAUUUUAUCACAGAUGGUUCUCAUGUUAGACAUUUUAGAAAUGUUCUUGAACUUCCAUUAUCUCACCUAUAUAAGAAUUGACGAAAAUGCCAACAGUGAACAGCGGCAGGAACUGAUGAGGUGUUUCAACCGAGACCGGCGGGUCUUCUGCGCCCUCCUCUCCACCCACAGCCGCGCCACGGGCGUGAGCCUGGUGGAGGCAGACGCGGUGGUGUUCUAUGACCACGACCUCAACCCUGUGAUGGAUGCCAAGGCCCAGGAGUGGUGUGACCGGAUUGGGCGGCGCAAGGAUGUGCACAUAUACAGGCUUGUGAGCGGCAAUUCCAUUGAAGAGAAAUUGUUGAAAAACGGAACCAAAGAUCUGAUCCGAGAAGUGGCUGCUCAGGGAAAUGACUACUCCAUGGCGUUCCUCACGCAGCGGACGAUCCAAGAGCUGUUUGAGGUUUACCCACCCAUGGACGACACCGGCUUCCCAGUCAAAGCCGAGGAGUUUGUUGUCCUUUCUCAGGAGCCUUCUGUCACAGAAACCAUCGCACCCAAGAUCGCAAGACCUUUCAUAGAGGCCCUCAAGAGCAUCGAGUACCUGGGGGAGGAGGGUGCACAGGAGCCGGCGGAGGAGGUGCCUGGGUCUCCAUACUCAGAUGGUUCCCGGUGGGACGAGGAGCCCUCGCAGCUGGAGGAGUUAGCAGACUUCAUGGGGCAGCUCACACCAAUUGAAAAAUAUGCUUUGAAUUACCUGGAACUAUUCCAUACGUCCAUUGAUCAAGAAAAGGAGAGGAACAGUGAGGGCGCCGUGCUGGCAGCCGUGCGCGAGUGGGAGGCCCGGAACGUGCGGAGGCUGAGGGAGCGGGAGGCCCGGGCACGGCAGGAGCAGGAGCAGGAGCAGCUCCUCACCUACACCCGGGAAGACGCCUACAGUGCAGAAUUCGUGUGCGAGGGCGUCGACGGGCAGACGGAGGUCAUGCCGCUCUGGACGCCACCCACGCCCCCCCAGGACGACAACGACAUCUACAUCGACUCGGUCAUGUGUCUCAUGUACGAAUCCACGCCUAUCCCGGAGUCCAAGCUGCCACCCGUGUACGUGAGGAAGGAGCGCCGGCGACACAAGACAGACCCCUCAGCCGCAGGCAGGAAGAAGAAGCAGCGCCACGGGGAGGCCGUGGUGCCCCCGCGGUCGCUGUUUGACCGCGCGACACCCGGCAUGUUGAAGAUUCGCCGAGAGGGGAAGGAGCAGAAGAAGAACCUUCUGCUGAAGCAGCAGACACAGUUCGCCAAGCCCUUGCCAACAUUUGCCAAACCGACUGCUGAGUCGGGCCCCGACAACCCUGAGUGGCUCAUCAGCGAGGACUGGGCGCUGCUGCAGGCUGUGAAGCAGCUCCUCGAGCUGCCGCUGAACCUCACCAUCAUGUCCCCGGCCCACACACCCAACUGGGACCUGGUCAGCGACGUCGUCAAUUCCUGCAGCCGCAUCUACCGCUCCUCCAAGCAGUGCCGGAACCGCUAUGAGAACGUGCUCAUCCCGAGGGAGGAGGGCAAGAGUAAGAACAACCGUCCUCUGCGCACCGGCCAGAUGUACGCCCAGGACGAGAACGCCACACACACCCAGCUAUACACGAGCCACUUCGACCUGAUGAAGAUGACCGCCGGGAAGAGGAGCCCCCCCAUCAAGCCUCUGCUGGGCAUGAACCCCUUUCAGAAAAACCCCAAGCAUGCUUCCGUGUUGGCAGAAAGUGGAAUCAACUACGACAAACCCCUGCCUCCCAUUCAGGUCGCAUCCCUUCGGGCGGAGCGCAUUGCCAAGGAGAAGAAGGCGCUGGCUGACCAGCAGAAGGCACAGCAGCCACCUGUGGCACAGCCCCCGCCGCCCCCACCGCAGCCUCAGCCCCCGCCACCCCAGCAGCCGCCUCCGCCUCUGCCCCAGCCCCCGGCGGCGGGCAGCCAGCAGCCCGCAGGGCCACCCGCCGUCCAGCCCCAGGCCCAGGCGCAGCCCCCAGCGCAGCCUGCGCCACCCCCACCGAAGGUGCCCCCCGCGAUCACGACAGUGGGCAGUGCUGCAGUGCUGCAGGCAGGAGCCAUCAAGACGUCUGUCACGGGGACAAGCAUGCCCACGGGCACAGUGAGCGGGAACGUGAUCGUGAACACCAUCGCCGGCGUCCCUGCCGCCACCUUCCAGUCCAUUAACAAGCGCCUUGCUUCGCCCGUGGCGCCUGGCGCCUUGACUACCUCAGGAGGCUCUGCCCCUGCCCAGGUGGUCCACACCCAACCUCGAGCAGUUGGCUCCCCAGCCACGGCCACAUCCGACCUGGUGUCCCUGGCGCCGACUCAGGGUGUUCGAGCAGUCACCUCGGUGACGGCCUCAGCUGUGGUCACUACCAGCCUGACCCCGGUGCAGACCCCGACCCGGUCUUUGGUGACUCAGGUGUCCCAAGCCACAGGGGUCCAGCUUCCGGGGAAGACCAUCACGCCUGCACACUUCCAGCUCCUGCGACAGCAGCAGCAGCAGCAGCAGCAGCAGCAGCAGCAGCAGGCCUCGCAGGUGCAGGUCCCACAGAUCCAGGGCCAAGCCCAGUCGCCAGCGCAGAUCAAAGCGGUGGGCAAGCUGACCCCGGAACACCUGAUCAAAAUGCAGAAGCAGAAACUGCAGCUGCCCCAGCAGGCGCCCCCAGCACAGGCCCCACCGGGGCCCCCGCAGCCAACGGCACAAGUGCAGGUGCAGCCCCCGCAGCCCACGCAGCAGCAGAGCCCCCAGCUCACCACGGUCACGGCCCCGAGGCCCGGCGCCCUGCUCACGGGCACCACCGUGGCCAACCUCCAGGUGGCCCGGCUCACCCGGGUCCCCACUUCACAGCUGCAGGCGCAAGGGCAAAUGCAGGCCCCAGCGCCCCAGCCGGCCCAGGUGGCGCUGGCGAAGCCCCCGGUGGUGUCGGUGCCCGCAGCCGUGGUCUCCUCGCCGGGCGUCACGACCCUGCCCAUGAACGUCGCUGGGAUCAGUGUGGCCAUCGGGCAGCCGCAGAAAGCCGCAGGACAGACUGUCGUGGCCCAGCCCGUGCAUGUCCAGCAGCUGCUGAAGCUCAAGCAGCAAGCCGUCCAGCAGCAGAAGGCCAUCCAGCCGCAAGCUGCCCCAGGCCCGGCUGCUGUCCAGCAGAAGAUCACGGCUCAGCAGAUUGCUGCUCAGGGCCAACCGCAGAAGGUUACCUAUGCCACCCAGCCAGCCCUUAAAACCCAGUUUCUCACCACGCCCAUCUCCCAGGCCCAGAAGCUGGCUGGGACCCAGCAGGUGCAGACCCAGAUCCAGGUUGCGAAACUCCCUCAAGUUGUCCAGCAGCAGACGCCUGUGGCCAGCAUCCAGCAGGUCGCCUCUGCUUCCCAACAGGCUUCUCCGCAGACUGUGACCCUCACCCAGGCGACAGCAGCCGGGCAGCAGGUGCAGAUGAUCCCCGCAGUGACAGCGACGGCACAGGUGGUCCAGCAGAAGCUCAUGCAGCAGCAAGUGGUGACUACGGCAGCUGCCCAGCUGCAGACCCCCGGUGUUCCAAACCCAGCCCAGGUGCCGGCCAGCUCCGACAGCCCGAGUCAGCAACCCAAGCUCCAGAUGAGAGUCCCGGCCGUCAGGUUGAAGACGCCCACCAAGCCUCCAUGCCCCUAGUGGGAGAGCAGGACAGCCCCAGGCGCGCCACCCACAAGUGCCACCGUCCUGCCAAAAGGACGUGGACUUUGUUUACUGAACCCCAGGACCAUGUCAUGGGGGUGUUCACACCUGGAGCAGCAGUCCUCAGCGAACACGUGUGUCCUGUGUGAAGUGACUGACUGAAAAAGUGACAGUGGCAGUUUUUCCUAGAUGUCGUACCUUUUAGUUUCUCCUCCAGGGCAAUAGUGCUGGGUCUCGAAAGCCAUUUAGAAUCUCUCUGUUCGUGUACAGUGUUUUGCACAUCACAAGUAGCUAUUUGGAAGGUGUAUUGAGUCAUAAAAUAGACCUUGUGAAGCUAAAACAUGGUCUGACAGCGUCUGCCUCUGCUUGGUUCUUUAUUCUUGAUUGAAAACGCGUUAUGGUCAUUCGAGAGGAGAAAGACUAUCUGAUAGCUAAGGUGGGUCAUCUCAGAUCAGAGAAAACCAAUGUGGUUUCUUCCCUCCCUCCUAAAAUAUGACUUGUUUGGACUCUUAAAGGAGAUACUUAAUACUGACAUGUAUCAAAGCACACUCAUGACGAGUUCCCAGCUUGUGUUGAAGCGAAAUGAUCUGUGAUUAAGUUUUCAUUCCCAAGAGCAACGAGUGGGAUUCCCCGCACCCAAGUGACAUGUUUCCACAUAAAGGGAACCUUUGGGAUGCUCCCCAUCCCAUCCAUGCUGUUUUCCCAGGUUUCGGAUAAACUUGUGAUUGGACUUAGAGUGCUGAAGCAGCUGCAGCAAACUUUGUGAGGCUUCUGUCUGGGAAUGGUGUGGGGCCCAGAGUCUGUGCAGUGUUGUCACAUUGCAGAUGGCACUGCUGAGUGCUCCGUGAGGCGAGACACUUGCUAAUAGGGGCGGCCUGCCAUCGCCCCUUUGCUUUUGUGCCCGGCUCAGGCGUGACCUGCAGAGGUAAGAAGCCUCUUUGUAUAGGUGGUGUGUGUAUGCACCUACAAGUAUUACUCACAGAAAGUCAUACUAGACUGUCAGGUCUCGUAUGUGAGCAGAUCGGCCACUUGGGGUUCUGCAUAAAGCAGAGAGCCCUCUGGGCUCUUUGGGGUCAGGGGCCCGUGGUUGAGGGGCAAGGAGGAAGAGCUGUAUUUGCUGGGGGGGGGGGGGGUUGUUUGUUUGUUUUCUUGUUUGUUUACUGUGGCAACUGCAAUGGGCUUGAUUAGCUGACGAUGUCUGCUUACCUGGAAGUGUCCACCCAAGCAAAAGGUGUGUGUCUGAUGACACCCUCUCUGCUCUGUCUUGGUGCCUCUUUUACAGUUUUGGUCCAGGAAAUCAAGUUGUGUUAGGUCUUGUGUGUACUAAGGAACAGUUCUGGCAUACUGAGAGGUUUUUAAUUUUAAUCAAUCCGUUUCCUCCCCCUUUAUAUCACUUGAUAUGACAAAGGAAAGUGUUCUGUCCCAAAUUUUUUUGUUUCCCAUCAAUAUAUGUGGACAAUAAUAUGGUGAUUGAUAUCCAAGCCAACUGGGCAGCUCAUUUUUGAAUUCUUUGUGAGAAAUUUGGAAAAAAGUAAAAACUAGGUAUUCAUAGUGGAAGGGAUUUAACAUUCUAGUUAGUUGAACAUAUCAGAACAGAACACUGUAAUUUGCCUUCUAACUUGUUCACUGUGGUUCGGGACGUGCUGUAAUGAGAGAGUACAGCAUUGCAGGAGGCUUUCUGUGCUUCAUAUCUGGGUACUGAGCAGAGUUCCUACUUUUUUUUUUUAAAUCCUCAAAUGUGCAGAACUAAAAAGGAAUUCUCCUUUUCAGCUUAUUUUAAUUUGUGCAGCCUAUUGGUUUUGUUCUUAUCCUUCAUGGGGUGUUGAUGGUCUCUUUGUAGAUGAUGGUGAAAUGUUGAGUGUUUAGAAUAUCCUAGACAUAGCUGCCUGAAUAGAACAGAAGAAAAGUUAGAAAAAUCUCUCAAAAGCUAAGAGAACAGAACUGGGGUCUGAAUAUUUGCAGUGUGAAACUCCUGCACUGUCUUACUAUGUGAGUGAAAGAAGUGUUUUCUUCAGCGACUCCUUAUUGAAAAUAUGGGACAGAAAAUAGUUUUACUGGUAUCAGUCGAUUUAGUAACAUCUAGAUGUCACCACUGACCUCAUAGUCUUCAAUAGUGUCAUUUAGGUAAAAGUUCCAGUGUAUUGUUUUCUUGGCCUUUUGUUUUAAAGGUGAAACUUCCCAUAUUUAAGAAUUAAGUGUGAGUUUAGGACGUUGUUUUCCAGGCUUCUCAGAUUGUUAUUGUUGGCAGAAUCCCGCAUUACCUUGUAGAACAGGUUUCCCACCCAAUGCAGUGGUGAUGGUUGAGAGAAAUCUUCAGAACAUAACAUAUAAAGACAGCAGCCAAAACACUGUCAGACAAAUUGGAAUUGGCCACCAUGGAAAUCAGUCAUCCAGUUUUCUCUAAUUUGGAGACAUUUGCUCCAUUGGAGGCCGGGUGGUGUUUGGAGAAUGGGGGAAGCAGGAGGCUGGAAUGAGCCUUCUGAGGCAGAGGCUUUCCCUUUUGCCACCUUCAGGAUUUUUUUUGUUAACUGUUGUAACUAGAUAGUUGUUGUGUUUUAAAAUAUAAAGAAAGAAGACUGAAAUUGUAAAUACUUUGUAAACAGUCAUUUGUACUUGAAUAGUAGGGUUGUAAAGGGCACUGAUAUCCCACCAAACAAAAGGUAUAAUAAAUUGACCUUUUUAUA
Molecule: messenger RNA, 12279 nt
Organism: Hippopotamus amphibius kiboko
Lineage: Eukaryota; Metazoa; Chordata; Mammalia; Artiodactyla; Hippopotamidae
Gene: EP400
Product: E1A binding protein p400
Exons: 55
Coding region: 149-9592 (3147 amino acids)
Molecular function (GO): ATP-dependent chromatin remodeler activity; ATP binding
Source: RefSeq, a predicted model, not a curated record